Momordica charantia (bitter melon) is the source of this 2152-nucleotide messenger RNA. Its product is annotated as O-fucosyltransferase family protein. Gene Ontology annotation, cellular component: nucleus; cytoplasm. NCBI's taxonomy places the organism in Eukaryota, Viridiplantae, Streptophyta, Magnoliopsida, Cucurbitales, Cucurbitaceae. The record is from RefSeq and is a predicted model, not a curated record.
UACAUAUUGUCGAACAUAGCUAAACUCUAACUCGAGAAAUCAAAAUUUUGUUUUUAUCGCUGCUGUUUGCACAUUCUCAACUUCCGACGAUUCACUUCGGAGAUUAAUUCGGAGGGAGAAUCGAGCCCAAUUGCUCGAAUUUAUCUUACGCCGACUCGGAGAUCGUUGCAGUUGGAAGGGAACGAGCUAAUUAUCUGCGUCACAUUGCUACACGCGCCCAAAAUCGUUGCAAAACAAUUGAGAAAUGGAGUUGAUUGAGAUCCGCAGCUGAAAUGGUGAACCGAAGCUUCACCCACUAUAGGACACCAUCAACCUCCAGAUUUCGUAUACGAAAAUCAUCGCCUUUCGCCGUUGCUCUCUGCUUGAUAUUUAUUUUUGCAUCUUCCGUCUUCUUAUUCUUGUUCUGCACUAGAAACAUAUUGGAAGAUGAACACAAUCCGUUGUUUUCAGAGCUGGAGAAAUCUCAAUAUAAAUCUAAGCCGGCAUCCGUUGAUCGCCUAUGGGAUGCUCCAUCUAGUAACGGGUUUCAUCCCUGUGUCAGGCCUACAUCGAGAUAUGAAGCUGCCCAAAUGUCAAAUCAUUACAUCACAGUGAGAAGUAAUGGAGGACUAAAUCAAAUGCGAGCUGGUAUUUCUGACAUGGUGGCUGUGGCACGUAUUAUGAAUGGGACCCUGGUUAUUCCUCAAUUGGAUAAACGUUCAUUUUGGCAUGAUACGAGUACAUUUUCAGAUAUUUUCGACGAAUAUCACUUUAUCAAAACCUUACAAAGUGAUGUUAAGAUAGUCAAGGAGCUCCCCAAGGAAUUGGAGUCUAUUCCUCAUGCUCGUAAGCAUUUCACUUCAUGGUCUGGUAUUGGUUACUAUGAAGAAAUGACACGGUUAUGGAAAGAUUAUCAGGUAAUUCAUGUUGCAAAAUCAGAUUCUCGAUUGGCAAAUAAUGAUCUUCCCCUAGAUAUCCAGAGACUCAGAUGUCGUGCAAUGUAUGAAGCCCUUCACUUUGCUCAACCAAUUGAGAGCUUUGGAAAGAAGCUGGUCGAGCGGCUUAGAUUGCGUGGAGGAGGAUAUAUUGCCCUUCAUUUGAGAUAUGAGAAAGACAUGCUAUCCUUCACGGGUUGUACUUAUGGUUUGACUCAUAAUGAAUCUGAAGAGCUGAGAAUAAUGAGGGAGAAAACUCCUCAUUGGAAGAUCAAAAUUAUAAACUCCGUGGAACAGAGAUUAGCAGGGCUUUGUCCACUUACUCCAAAGGAAGUGGGAAUAUUCCUACAGGCUCUUGGGUAUCCUCCAUCAACAUUAAUCUACAUUGCAGCUGGGGAAAUCUAUGGUGGCGAUACUCGACUUUCUGAGCUUUCUUUUCGGUUUCCAAAUAUUAUUACCAAGGAAACGCUUGCAACACAGGAAGAAUUGAAGCCAUUCAUCAAUCAUGCUUCUCAGACUGCAGCACUUGAUUAUAUUAUUUCAAUUGAGAGUGAUGUUUUUAUCCCAACAUACUCAGGGAACAUGGCAAGAGCGGUCGAGGGCCACCGCAGAUAUCUAAGGCACCGCAAAACCAUCACUCCAGAUAGGAAAGGACUUGUUGAAAUUUUUGAUAAGUUAGAGAAAGGACAGCUAAGAGAAGGGCCCUCGUUAUCAGAUCAUGUGCAGUUGAUGCAUAAGAACAGACAAGGAGGUCUGAGGAAAAGGAGAGGUCCACAACCCGGGAUAAAGGGUCGAGCACGAUUCAAGACCGAAGAAUCAUUCUAUGAGAACCCAUACCCCGAGUGUAUCUGUAAAUCUAAACAAUAGCUCUGAAAUUACCAAAAGACGCAGCAGAUCUUUAUGGGUAUCCUUAGCAUUCUCGAACCCGCUUUCGAGUGACUGAGAUCGUUAGAAAAUCCUAAGAAGUCAGUAUACUGUUCUCUGAUCAACUUGGUCAAUAAAUUGCGGAUGUUUGCCAAUCAAGCAAGCUUCUGAAGGUGUACCUGAUUUCACUAUUUUUGUUCUGUUUCUAUUUCUCAUAAUUUAUAGCUAUUGUUUACAUUAUUAUGAUCAGAAGAUACACUUGACUAGUAGCAAAGAACCUUUCUUUUAUGAUUCAAUAUUUAUCAUGUUGUACUUGUUCUAUUCAUGCUUUUAUUUUUCGGUCCUUCAGUGUUUGAUUGUACAAUUUAUGUUAA